This is a messenger RNA of Capronia epimyces CBS 606.96, 1146 nucleotides long. RefSeq lists its product as uncharacterized. The transcript has 2 exons. The coding region runs from base 1 to 1146 and encodes 381 amino acids. The record is from RefSeq and is a predicted model, not a curated record. Lineage: Eukaryota; Fungi; Ascomycota; Eurotiomycetes; Chaetothyriales; Herpotrichiellaceae.
AUGAAAGACGCUUAUCCUUUCCGGCAAGCCUCCUCAGGGGGCUUACUCAUCGCAGAGCUUCUUGACGAAUACAGAGCUGUUGCUGCCAAUGCAGAGCCGAGCAAGCCUAAAGCCAGGUCCAGACCCGGUCUGGAAGAAGUGGCAGUCAACAUCCCUCGUGCGCCGCCACAGCCAGUCGUGGUACCAGAAGAAGAAAACGAGGAGAACGCCCACGCCCACGCCCACGCCCACGCCAAUUUCAAUGCGAAUGCGUAUGCGAACGACGACGACAACGACAUUGAGAAUGAGAAUGAUCCCGACACCGAAGACGCUCAGACCGUGACAGACACGACAACCAGCACAACCAGCGAAUCGCCAUGCAUGCCGCCACAUAAACUCACCAAAGCCGAGGCUCGGGCGAUGAAAAAGGCGGCUCGAGCAGCCAAAUCGCAAUCCAAAGCAUUCAAGAACCAAGCCAAACACGCGGUCAGCGUGCGCACUGAAGACGUCGCCUUUGUAGCCACCGUCCUGCACGGUGACAAUGCCGCCAACCGCGCCGCCACGGCCACCCACCCGCUCGCGUCAGACAAGACCAUUGAAGAAGUCAUCCAGCGCAACAUGGGGUUUAUGGCCAACAUCCAGGACCACAAGAAGCAGUUAUUGUUAAGUAUCACGCAGCGCAGAAAGGCAGAUCGCGAAAGGCGCAAGUCGGGAGCGGCGAACGGCCAUCAGAACAACCACCACCACCACAACGCCACCAGCAAGAAACGUCGAUUCAGCAGCGGCGUAGGCCAUGACGACGACGCCGACAACAGCGAAGAAGAGACCGAGUACCUGCUCGCGGCGGUGCUGACGAAACUGGGAGUCGAUGCCGCUCAUAUCAGAACGCCGGCGGGAGGGCCUGCCAACGGCGCUGCGGCGACGAAGAAGGGCGCGAGCAGGGCGGCCGCUUCAGCUUCAGGAGGCAACGUCAAUGCGAACCUGGCUUCCCUGAUCGCCAACCUCAAAACCUUGGUCAAGGACGACCUGGAACGACAUGAAAAUGAAUUCAGAGAGACUUGUAUCAGAGCGGGUGGCUUUUGGCGCUUUGUCGGGAAACCCGUGUUCGACCGCAUGACUCGCAUUGCGGGCGAGUUGGACUGGAAGACCGGUGUCAAGAUACAUUGA